CAGUCAGCCAUGGAUCAUUGUUGUCAUGCUUUGCUUUUUCCCUUUGCUGCUAUAACCAUUACGGCUGCUACUUUUCUUCCCUCAUUAUUGCACCCUCUGGCCUGUGCCCCUUCCUCUCCCUAACUAACUCUCUCUCUCUCUCUCCCCUUCAAUUCAUCAUCGUAGCAAUCGCCAAUCGCCUGUCUCUGCAUUCUUCAAUACGCUUGCUGCUCUGUUUCUGGCAAAUCUUCAGUCUGACUUUCAAACUGCUUCAGGAGGUUAAUAUUGUCGUAUAAUUCUGGGGAUUUAGGGGACCUGCAAUAGCCUCUUGAAUAAUUGCAACUCGUGUUGAACAUUGCGAUAAAAUAUUCUAAUUCAUGAAGUUUCAUACCGAUGAUCUAUGAGUACGUUGCAGCUGUUUUGAGAGAUUAGUUCUUGUUGUAUGGGAAGCUUGUAUGACAUUCUUGACAUUACGGAGAGCUUCAUGGCCAGGAAAGCUGCCGCACACAAGAGACAUGGCAGCGGCCUGGAGGCUCCUCGUAAUAGUUUGGAAUUGCCGAUGGAAAAGUGCUAUGGCUUUUAUGCUGCAAGAGAUAACAUACUGUAUGGUCAUCACAUUGCAAAGGAAUCAUCUGCCCCGGAUCGUUAUUCCAUGGAGGUUCCUCUUAAGAAGUUAAUCAGUGAUGAUCUUUCGAAAAGGCCAGAUCCCCCACUAAAUGCACCAAGUGUCGUGGCACGCCUUAUGGGAGUUGAUACAUUGCCUGUUGAUUCUAAAUCCACGCAACGGCAGGUUUAUGAGAAGACUGAUAAAAUCCCAACUAGGAAGUCGAUGGAUAAGCCUGAAUCCAAGAAAGAUUCGGUUGGUCACACCCGCUCUUUCACAGAUUGGUCUCUUCAGUCUGAUAUUGAUUCCUUUGGGCAGUACGAUGACAUGUAUUAUCCCAAGCAGUUCAGCAGCCGUACGAAGCCGAGCAAGCCUAAACGUAGAGAACAUCCUCAGGAGGAGGAACUGCAGAAAUUCAAGAAAGAGUUUGAGGCCUGGCAAGCUGCACGAUUCAAUGUAUGUUCUAACGUGGGGAAAUUUGCCUGUGAUCCGGCUCAGUUCAUCGCACAGGAGGACCUCAACAGAGAAAAGAUGUUUCUCAACACCAGGAAAAUCGCAAAUGAGGAGAGGCCGUGGGAAAAUUACGGAGAACUAAGUUCGGUUGAAAUGCUUGCAUUGGAGAGUUGCAAAAAGAAAGUCUUGUGUAAUUCAGCCGAGUGGAAGGAAUCUCUGCACGCAAGUAGAGCAUCAAGACCCGAGUUUCUGGCCUCGCGUCUUGCAAGUUGUAAUGAGAAAUUCGAUGUUGUAUCUGCUCCAACCAAGAUUGUGGUAUUGAGGCCUGGACCGGACAGGAUGCAUAUUAAUGAGGAUUCGUAUAACAAUACUCCUAGUGCUUCUGAAGAUCGAGUUGAUAUUGAAGAUUUUCUCAAGGAGGUGAAGGAAAGGCUGAAAUCGGAGCUGCAAGGUAAAACAUCAAAAAAGAGCACAACAGCUAGAGGAGGAGGGAUCGAGACGCCUUACCGAGAAAAGCCAUCAGAGCCAAAGAGAAUAGCUCAGCGUAUUGCACAGGAGGUGCGGGACAGUGUUUCGAGGGAUCUUGAGUUGAAUUUGCCUCGUUCUGAGUCGACAAGAUCAUAUAGAAGUGAAAGCCACUUAAAUGGAUCAGAUUCUCCUGAGUUCAUUAACAGAGAUACGAGGAGAUACUUGGCGGAGAGGUUGAGGAAUGUCCUUAAAGGAGAAACACACGGGGAAGCUCCAACAGUUGUCCGCAACAGGUCCAGAUUAUCAAUGCCUGAUCAUGAUAAGGGUGGAGCUGUUCAAUCAAGGGUUGCCUGGUGUGACGGUAGCAUAGGCUUUUCCGAAAGUUUUGCAACUGAAUUAGAAAAGCAGAGCAGAUCUUUCAGAGGGGAACCCGAUGAGGCUGGAAUGCAGCAAAGGGAUCUGUCUCCCAGGAACCUAAUCCGAUCUUUGUCUGCGCCAGUAUCAGGAACAUCAUUCGGGAAGCUCCUUCUGGAGGAUCGACAUGUCUUAACAGGGGCACAUAUCCGGAGGAAGCACGAAGUAAUUGAGAAGAUCUCAGUGAACAUUAAGAAACCAAAAAAGGAUAAAUUCAACAUAAAAGAAAAGGUUUCUAGCUUUAGAUACAGUUUGACGCUCAGAGGGAGACUUUUCCGUAGGAGAGUUAAAUCAGUCGACGGAUUGGAUCCAGAUAGAAACUACCCCUUCAAAGAUUUGGCGACCGGACCGACUGUGAUGACGAGUUUCUGCGAAGCAAAUGAGAACUCGACUGAAGUGCCGCCAAGCCCGGCAUCAGUUUGCAGUAGCAUUCACGAAGAAUUCUGGAGGCCGACUGAUUACUUGAGCCCGAUAUCAUCGACAGGCGCAAAUCAUUUGGAGGAUAGUGAGAUGUCACAUGUUUUCAGAGAAAUAAACUCCAACUUGAUCGAGCUAAGAAGGAAGUUGAAUCAGUUCGAAAGUUCUGUUCAAGACGAAGCUGUUAGCGAACAGAAGCCUGCUGCUCCCAAAGAAGUAGUUGUCGAGGACGAAGUCGAAGCCUACAUCAGAGAUCUGCUCAUAGCUUCUGGUUUGUACGGCGGCUCAUUUAUUCGAUCAAUGACAAAAUGGGAUCCGCUCGGUAAGCCUAUUAGCGCAGAAGCCUUUGAAGAAGUCGAAGCAACAUAUGGACAAAGUGCGAAAACAGAUGAAUUCUGUAGUAGGAAAGAUCACGAAGAUAGAGGCGAUCGCAAGAUGAUUCUUGAUUUGCUAAACGAAGUGCUCCCGGCUACGCUUAGGGAACCCGUAAAGACUUCCAAAUAUCUGGAAAAGGUUAUCGGAAGCGUUCAUAAGCCCCCCUACGGAAGAAUGCUGCUCUCCCGUGUAUGGGAUAUCGCCCGAGAGUACAUACACCCUCCCGCGGAUCGAUCUUGUUACACUCUCGAUUACAUGUUGGCCCGAGACUUAAAGUCGGAGCCGUGGUCCCAAGUUGUGGAUGAUGAUGUGAGUGGUCUUGGUAGAGACAUCGAAUGCUGGAUCAUCGAAGAUGUGAUCGAAGAAAUGGUCGAGGAUAUGCAAAUGUAGCGAAGAACAAAGAAGAUGUCCGAAAGAAAAGAGUGUUGUGUUGCGUAGAGUGUGUGUAUAGAAGAAAAUACUGUCUGUAGAAACUCAAAACAGUCUUUGUAUUUAUUGUAUUUGUGAAUUAUGAGUGAGUGAGUGAGUGAGUGAAAAACAGAAGAAGAAAUUUAUGGUUUUUAUUGAGUGAUGAUUCUAUUAACACAUUACUGAUUGAUUGAUUACUUUCGAUCUA
This is a messenger RNA of Andrographis paniculata, 3326 nucleotides long. RefSeq lists its product as uncharacterized. The coding region runs from base 422 to 3100 and encodes 892 amino acids. Lineage: Eukaryota; Viridiplantae; Streptophyta; Magnoliopsida; Lamiales; Acanthaceae. The record is from RefSeq and is a predicted model, not a curated record. The transcript has 6 exons.